AUUUAUAUUGCAAUUUGCAAUAAAAUAUUAUAAAAUGUAUGCAAUUUUUUAGUUUUUACAUUUUUUAUAUUGCGGUUAUGUACUUUUUAUAGUCUUGAAAAACUGAGUUAUAUAGGAAAUCAUGUUGUGGAUAGAGAUUUUUAUUAUUGCUGUUUUAUACUUCGAUCUCAUUCAAAAUGAGAAAAGUAAUUGUGGUUGUAAUGUCAAUCGUAAUAACGACGAUCGAAGACAAGAUAGUGUAUUUGGCGCCGGUUAUGAUGAAAGUCAAUGCAAUGUAAAUCUCAACGAAGAUAUUGAUGAUGUUGAAAGAAACGCUGGUGACAUGGUUUUAAUUCCCGGUGGCACUUACCAGCUUGGUACUGAUGAUAUAGUUAUAGAGGGUGAUAAUGAAGGUCCUAAAAGAUUAAUUCAACUAAGUAGUUUCUAUUUAGACAAAUAUGAAGUUUCAAACAGGGAAUUUAGUUAUUUUACAAGAUUAACUGAUUUUAAGACUGAAGCUGAAGUUUUUGGAGAUAGUUUUGUGUUCACAUUGUUCCUAAAUAAAACAUUUAAAGAGGAAUUGAAAGACUAUCGUGUAGCUCAAGCCCCCUGGUGGUAUAAAGUAAGUGGAGCUAAUUGGAAGCAUCCUAAUGGACCUGACUCAUACAUUACAGAUACUAUGGAUCAUCCAGUGAUACAUGUGUCAUGGAAUGACGCUAAGGCAUACUGUGCAUGGAAAGGUAAAAGGUUGCCAACUGAGAUAGAAUGGGAAGCUGCAUGCCGCGGUGGCCAUAGAGAUACUAAGUAUCCAUGGGGCAAUAAACUAUUUCCCAAUAGGAAGCAUAUGGCCAACAUAUGGCAAGGUACUUUUCCAAACUAUAACUCUGAGAAGGAUGGUUACAUUGGCACUAACCCUGUUCAUUUGUUUCCACAAAAUGAAUUUGGGCUUCACAAUAUAGCUGGUAAUGUCUGGGAGUGGACUGACAGCAAUUGGUCCCUGGAUGAUACCAAAGAAAAAGUGAAGAGAGGUGGUUCAUAUUUAUGUCACCAUUCAUACUGCUACAGGUAUAGGUGUUCUGCACGUUCACACAAUACUGAUGACAGCUCUGCAGGUAAUUUAGGUUUUAGGUGUGCUAAAUCUGCAUAAUUAGUAUGAACAAAGCUAAUAUUGUUAUGUAAUAAUAAUAUAGUCCUAUAAAACUUAUAGUGUAGUCAAUGCAUUUAUUUUGCUGUUUAUUAUAUUGAUAUAAGGUUUUUGAUAUUUAAGUAUAUCUUCAUUUUAAAAUUAUAAGUAUAAGGCUAAAAGUGUAUGUGUACUUAAUAACUGAGUUUUGAACUUAAUAAUAAAGAACUAAAGAAUCCUCGCUGAUAAUAAUUAAAUAAGUAAUUUUUAUGGCAUAUGAUUUAUCUGUUCUGUGUACUGGUCUUCCAAUUUGUGAAAUAUACUGUUUAUGGAAA
This is a messenger RNA of Zerene cesonia (dogface butterfly), 1437 nucleotides long. RefSeq names its product formylglycine-generating enzyme. The record is from RefSeq and is a predicted model, not a curated record. The transcript has 4 exons. NCBI's taxonomy places the organism in Eukaryota, Metazoa, Arthropoda, Insecta, Lepidoptera, Pieridae. Gene Ontology annotation, cellular component: endoplasmic reticulum. Bases 122 to 1126 code for a protein of 334 amino acids.